Molecule: messenger RNA, 5370 nt
Organism: Protopterus annectens (West African lungfish)
Lineage: Eukaryota; Metazoa; Chordata; Ceratodontiformes; Protopteridae
Gene: SLITRK3
Product: SLIT and NTRK like family member 3
Exons: 2
Coding region: 1396-4233 (945 amino acids)
Biological process (GO): axonogenesis; positive regulation of synapse assembly; regulation of presynapse assembly
Cellular component (GO): postsynaptic density membrane; GABA-ergic synapse
Molecular function (GO): protein binding
Source: RefSeq, a predicted model, not a curated record
GUGGGGGGUUAAGGUAGAGAAACACUUCUGUACCGGACGUCAGCCAAUUGUGUAGUUCAAGAGAUUAAGUCUGUUAAUUUACUCCGUUAAUUUACUCACUGUUCUUUAAUAACUUAUUAGGAAAAACCUCUUGCAUACAUAAAGUGCUUGCAACAUACAUUGAUUCUGUUUCAGUUUUAGAUUUCAUGGUAGACGUUGCUGUUCUGUAUGGGCGCGCGCACACACACACACACACACACACACACACACACACACACACACCGAACUGUAUCAUCCCACAUAACAUAUCCUGCAGUUUUCUUGUCAUGUUUGUGAAGUAUCUUUAAUCUCCUGGGAAGCUUGCCCAGUAUUAAUAGUUACAGAAAGCUUGCUGCGUUAUUUUACACUCGUUUACACACCAUAAAGAAACCCCAACAUGGACUACAGCCCAAACAAUUUAGUGUUAUUAAAAUCAAACACUUUUUGUCAAGUCUAACUUUAUUCUACCACUUUCUUUCUACCACGCAAUGCAAUUUUCCUUAACGGAGGAAAGAGACUCUGCUUUAAGAUAACACUGAUACAUAAUCUGUGCGUCCGUUUCCUUACUGGCAAUAACGUCCUAGCCAACACACGCACACACACACCUCAACUGUUCAGGUUUUCGCAGUACGCCCAGAUUUUUGCCACUUUUUUUUUUUUUUUUUUUUUUUGGUCUGUUAUAAAAUUUGUGGCUUUCUGGCAACUCAUUCAGGACUGAAAUCACUGACUAAUGACAGACAUCUGAGUCUCAGACUUCACAGCUUUCAGAAAACGCAUUCUAACACAAAUCCUGUUAUGCUGGUUUAUAAGAACAAUAUUUAAAAUCUGUCCCUAUUUUUGGGCCUUUGUCUUCCCUUUAUUUUAUGCUUUGUCUUGAUUUCUUGGCUAAGAGGUUGAGAGGUAUGGCUCAGAACCUUUGCUCUAGUGCCUUAAAAGUUAUUAAUCAUGCACUAAUUAGAGUGCGUGUGUGUGUCCCUGACUAUACAAAAGAUGUUACUGUCUGGGAUUUUCAGUGAAUUUCUGCGCAAUAUGUUUAUGUGCCUACUAGUCUGCCCUUCCUUUUAAAUAAAAAAAUGUUUAUAUACUAAAUGUAAUGUAUGGAUACAGUCAUACCUCUAAACCGGGUAACGGUUAUUGCUUGAGGUAUCAGUAGGUGGUUGUCUACCUCAAGGCACUAAAUCGCUUUAGGUACAAUGAGCUUGCGAAGUACUGUGAAGAAACACGUUUUUUCUGCAUUGUGUUUAUUUAUUGUUUGCCCGUUUCCAGUCCUGUAUGAAUUGCUGUUCAAAGCUUGCUGCUGCUUUGGCGCGCAUAUGCGCGUAUCCGAGACAAGCAUUGCGCAGGCCUGCAGAGAAGUAAAUAAGAUGGAGGGUGGUAAUGCUGCUCAGCAAAGAUGGGACUGAUAAUAAUCGUCAGCCUCUGGUAACAUCUUCAAAAUUCGAUUACCAUUCCAAAUUAGUGCUCUUUAUCAUGAUUCUCGUGGAAGGAACUAAUGCAUUCUUCAGUGCUGCAGGACGGUUCGACGAUCCCUUUCGACGUACAAGCUCCAGGGAAGGAAGGAUGCUGUGGGUAACUUUUAUAAGCACAAUAGCUCUUGGAUGGACUACACCUAUACCCUUACUGGAGGAGUCGGAGGAAAUUGAUGAGCCCUGUUUUGAUCCUUGCUACUGUGAAUAUAAAGAAAGUAUGUUUCACGUGCAUUGUGACAAUAAGGGGUUUACAAAUAUAAGCCAGAUAACCGAGUCUUGGUCCAGACCGUUUAAACUGUAUUUGCAAAAGAACUCUAUGAGGAAGCUAUAUGCUGACAAUUUCUUACACUUAAACAACGCAGUGUCCAUUAACCUAGGGAACAACGCACUACAGGACAUUCAAGCAGGGGCCUUCACUGGCUUGAGGAUUCUCAGGAGGCUUUACCUUCACGAGAACAAACUGGAAGCAUUUAGAAACUAUACUUUUCUUGGUUUGGAGAGUUUGGAGUAUCUCCAAGCUGAUUAUAAUGUCAUUAAACGGAUUGAAAGUGGAACAUUCAGGACAUUGUCUAAACUGAAAAUUCUGAUUUUGAAUGACAAUCUAAUUCCGGUGCUUCCCACAAAUUUAUUUAGGUCAGUUUCAUUGACUCACUUGGACUUAAGAGGGAACCGAUUAAAAAUCUUAUCCUACAGAGGAAUGCUGGAAUACAUUGGACGGAGUUUAAUGGAAAUACAACUUGAAGAAAAUCCAUGGAACUGCUCUUGUGAUAUACUGCAGCUGAAAAACUGGUUGGAAAGUAUCCCUUACACAGCUUUAGUAGGAGAUAUUACGUGCGAGACUCCAUUCCAUUUCCAUGGAAAAGAUCUGAGAGAGAUUAAACGAAGUAAACUGUGUCCUCAUUUAUCGGAUGCUGAACUGGAAGUCAGCCUGGGAAUCCCUAAGAUGACAUCUGGCAAUGACAACGCAUGGCCCACCAAACCUUCGUCCAUGUUAUCAUCUUUCCAUUUCACUGCUUCUUCUGUUGAAUAUAAAACAUCUAACAAACCUGUAAAACCUACUAAGCAGCCUCGUGUCCCUCGGCCUUCUGCCACCUCUCGCAGUCCCUAUAUAGGGCAAAAUCAGCCUCCUAUAGCUGCCUACCAGACAAGGCCCCCAAUCCCCAUAAUCUGCCCGAGUGGCUGUUCUUGUAGCCUACAUAUCAGCGACCUAGGUUUAACAGUUAACUGCAAAGACAGAGGAUUUGUCAACGUAUCGGAACUGCUGCCAAGGCCCCUGAAUGCAAAGAAACUAUAUCUUAGUGGCAAUUUGAUUCAGAAAAUCUACAGAUCUGAUUUUUGGAACUUUUCCAGCUUGGAUCUCUUGCACUUGGGAAAUAACCGUAUUUCUUACGUGCAGGAUGGUGCCUUCAUCAACCUUCCUAACCUAAAGAAUUUGUACCUAAACGGAAAUGAUAUAGAAAAGCUCACACCUGGAAUGUUCAGAGGGCUACAAAGUUUAAAUUAUUUGUACUUAGAGUACAACAUCGUGCGAGAGAUCCAACCUGCCACUUUCAGUUUGAUGCCCAACCUACAACUUUUGUUUCUCAACGACAACCUAUUGCGUACCUUGCCCACUGACACUUUUGCAGGCACGUCUUUAGCACGCUUAAACCUGAGAAACAACCACUUUUUAUAUCUGACAGUGAGAGGCGUCCUGGAGCACCUUAAUUCUCUUGUGCAGAUUGACCUGAACCACAACCCAUGGGAGUGUGGCUGUGAUAUUGUACCACUAAAGCAGUGGGUAGAGAAACUGAGCCCAGUGAUUAUGGCGGGAGAAGUUCCCUGCCGAACCCCGGAAGUCUUAGCUGGCAAGGAUCUUCGAUUUAUAGAGCUAGAGAUGAUAUGCCCAGAGAUGGUUCAAGCGGUCGUCUCACCAGCCUUGCCUUCAGACCCUGUGUUGUCCACCAGCUCAACUGGACUAGAUUUCCCUCCAAAUAGUGGUCCAGUUCCCCUCUCUGUCCUCAUUCUUAGCCUAUUAAUUCUAUUUUUUUCUGCAGUCUUUAUUGCUGCAGGCAUUUUCGCUUUUGUGCUUAGGAGGCGUAAGAAACUGCCCUUCAGAAAAAAACAGGAAAUAGACUUAACUGGCAUCCAGAUGCAGUGCAGGCUGUUUGAAAACAGGCCCAGCAACUCUCCUGAGAAGGUCCCGGGCCACGUCUACGACUACAUACCACACCCUGUAACACAGAUGUGCAACAAUCCGAUCUACAAACCGCGCGAGGAGGAGAUCGGUGAACAGGAGUUCAGCGAAACCAAGGAGAAUCACUCGAACUAUAGAACUUUAAUAGAGAAAGAGAAAGAGUGGAGCUUGGCCGUGUCCAGCUCGCAACUUAAUACCAUAGUAGCUGCAGUGAGUCCUGCAGGAGAACUAGCAGCAUUCCACGAAAAUGGUGGGCUGUUUGGUGGUGGGAGUGCAGCGCUCGAAAGGGACAGGGAGCGCGAGACUCGAGCCGCGCCGGCCGUGGCAUUUGUGGACUGCCUCUACGGCACAGUGCCCAAAUUAAAGGAAAUGCAUGGCCACCCGCCUGGUCUGCAGCAGUACCCAGACUUGCAACACGACGCCAGGCUCAAAGAAACAUUAUUUUUCACGGCCGGCAAGGUCUUUCCUGACCACCAAACACAAAACGAAUACCUCGAGUUGCGGGCCAAACUCCAGCAGACGAAGCCGGAUUACCUCGAAGUCCUUGAGAAAAGCACCUACCGGUUCUAGAUAGCUAAAUUUCAUAUAUCACCCAAAACAGAAAGCAACAUGGUAUAGUGGAUUUUAAAUUGUUUUCCCUAAAUUGCUUUAGGGGAAUGGCCAUACUCAGAUCAUAUUCUAUGAAGUGCCUUUGCAGACUUUGCCAGCAAUGUUAUCAGUUAUUAUUUUUAUAUAAUAAACGUAGACUUGGCAGUGCCGUAUAUAAUGGUGGAUCCAGCCAUUGAUCCUAAGAAGUCACUAUACACAUCUCUGCUUGGCAGUAACAUCCCUUCUUCACAGGGAAUACUGGAAUUAUGGCUUUCAUUUUAAAUAUUAAUGCAGAAUAGGCCAGGGGCACAGAUUAUGACAUUCAUUAAUGCAGUUUGCUGCAUGUUUAAAAACUGCAGGGGAGGGUCUUGCUCAGAAAUUGAACGUACACCCACAUGCGGGAGUUACUGCAACGCUUUAUUGUUCUUUCAGUGUUUAAUUUUUACAUGUUAAAAAGGAAUAUACAGACGCGUCACAUUAAAGGUUAACACGUCCAUGAGGUGACACACAGGGAUUUUUUUUUCUUUCUUUCUUUUUUUAUUUUUUUGGUGGGAAGGACAAGGCACUUUUAAAAAGCUACUGGGUAUAUCACUAACAGCUUUGUAGGAAGCACUUUUAAUGUUUUCUCUCACAAAGAUUUUAAAAAGUGCAUAUAUUUAUUCUGUACUUUCAGUGAAUAUUAAUUGUAAAGGUAAUGUUAAAUUACUGUAUAGUGAUUAUGCGUCUGGUAAAGCUUUCUUAAUAAAAUAAAAAUACUUUUUUUGGAAAAAAUAAGUAAAUAAAUAAUUGCAAGAAAAAAAAAAAGCAUAUAGCAACACACAUACACACCCGGAGCUGGCCCGAUCUAUGCAACACCUUUUCAGUGUAGGAUUAUGUAUUUCUUUACAUGGGGACUUCCUAAAAACACACAUCCAUUCAGUAAGGCGCAACUGUCCAUUUAUGUUGAAUCUUCAUUUUAUCUUUCUAAUCUGUUAGUAUUAUAAUAAAUGUUCUGGGUACCCUGGCUACACUUUUGUUUUGCUACUCCUACAGUAUUAGGAAAGUUUAUAAAAAUUGAAGACAAUCUGUAGAAGGAAAGCAUUAAACAUUUCAGAUAUUUUCACCAUUCUGGUGCAUUUA